Myxocyprinus asiaticus (Chinese sucker) is the source of this 15805-nucleotide messenger RNA. RefSeq names its product ankyrin-3-like. Lineage: Eukaryota; Metazoa; Chordata; Actinopteri; Cypriniformes; Catostomidae. The record is from RefSeq and is a predicted model, not a curated record. Gene Ontology annotation, biological process: protein localization to T-tubule; regulation of cardiac muscle contraction; signal transduction. Gene Ontology annotation, cellular component: T-tubule. Gene Ontology annotation, molecular function: protein binding.
UCUCUCUGUUACCCCUGUCCUCCUCUCUCUCUUUCUCUCUUUCUCUCUCUCUCUCUCUCUCUCUCUCUCUCUCUCUCUGUCUCUCUCUCUUCACUAUCUCUUCACACCCUUUCUGGGGAACACCAGGCAGAAGAAGGCGAGUCUUCUGGAACACAGAGGGAGAGAGUUCACUUCAGAGAGCGUGUGCAUGCGUCUCUCAGCAUCUCUCCCAUAAACAAACACCAUCAGUGGAUUUUUAAUGGACUUCUCUGCCCAUUCCAUGUUGAACAGAGUGGAUGUUGGAAUAAGGAGGAUCGCUCAGGGAGUCUGAUUGGAUCAGCAUCCCCAAAAUGAGUGAAGAAGCCAAAGAGAAAAGUAGCUCCAAACCAGCACAUCGUAAGAAGAAAGGUAAAAAGUCGGACAGCAAUGCUAGUUACCUGCGUGCAGCGAGGGCAGGGAACCUUGAGAAGGUACUCGACUACCUGAAGACUGGUGUCGACAUUAACAUCUGUAAUCAGAAUGGGUUGAAUGCAUUGCACUUGGCAUCCAAAGAGGGGCAUGUGGAGGUGGUGGUCGAGCUACUCAAACUGGACGCCAACGUAGAUGCAGCAACCAAGAAAGGAAACACAGCACUGCACAUCGCCUCACUAGCUGGACAGGCGGACGUGGUGAGAGAACUAGUGACAAAUGGAGCCACUGUCAAUGCACAGAGCCAGAAUGGCUUUACCCCACUGUACAUGGCAGCUCAGGAGAACCAUCUGGAUGUGGUGCGCUUCCUCUUAGAGAACAACUCUAGCCAGAGCAUCGCCACUGAGGAUGGUUUUACACCGCUAGCCGUAGCCCUGCAGCAGGGUCAUGAUCAGGUGGUUUCUCUGUUGUUAGAGAAUGAUACAAAAGGUAAAGUCCGUCUGCCUGCGCUCCACAUCGCCGCCCGCAAGGACGACACCAAAUCUGCUGCUCUGCUCCUUCAGAAUGACCACAAUGCAGAUGUAGAGUCCAAGAGUGGUUUCACUCCUCUCCACAUUGCUGCCCACUAUGGAAACAUCAAUGUCGCCACACUACUAUUAAACAGAGGAGCAGCAGUUGACUUCAUGGCAAGGAAUGACAUCACUCCGCUGCAUGUGGCAGCUAAGAGAGGGAAUGGAAACAUGGUGAAAUUGCUGCUGGACCGAGGAGCAAAGAUUGAGGCUAAGACCAAGGACGGUUUAACCCCUCUGCACUGUGGAGCACGCAGUGGACACGAGCAGGUUGUUGAGAUGCUACUGGACAGGGGAGCCCCCAUCCUCUCCAAGACUAAAAAUGGUCUAUCUCCACUGCACAUGGCGACCCAAGGGGAUCACCUGAACUGCGUCCAACUGCUUCUCCAGCACAAUGCCCCUGUGGAUGAUGUCACCAAUGAUUAUCUGACCGCACUGCAUGUGGCUGCUCACUGUGGACAUUACAAAGUGGCCAAAGUCAUUGUGGAUAAGAAGGCCAACCCUAAUGCGAAAGCUCUGAAUGGUUUCACUCCUCUUCAUAUUGCCUGUAAGAAGAAUCGAGUGAAGGUGAUGGAACUGCUGCUGAAACAUGGGGCUUCACUACAGGCAGUCACCGAGUCGGGGUUGACACCCAUCCAUGUUGCUGCAUUUAUGGGUCAUGAGAACAUAGUAAAACAGCUCACGCAUCAUGGAGCCUCACCCAACACUACCAACGUGAGAGGUGAAACGGCGUUGCACAUGGCAGCAAGGGCGGGCCAGGCUGAUGUUGUCGGAUAUCUGCUUCAGAAUGGUGCUAAAGUGGACAUCAAAGCCAAGGAUGACCAAACGGCCCUACAUAUAGCUAGUCGUCUGGGAAAGUUGGAGAUUGUGCAGCAGUUGCUGCAGAAAGGGGCAUUACCCAGCGUUGCCACCACCUCCGGUUACACCCCUCUUCACCUAGCCGCCCGUGAGGGUCAUCGGGAAAUAGCUGCUCUCCUGUUAGAGCAGGGAGCUUCCCUUUCUGCAGCAUCCAAGAAAGGGUUCACUCCCCUGCAUGUGGCCGCUAAGUACGGGCAGUUGGAAGUGGCCAAUCUUCUACUACAGAAGAAAGCUGCACCAGAUGCUGCAGGCAAGAAUGGUUAUACUCCACUCCACAUUGCGGCUAAGAAGAAUCAGUUGGAGAUUGGGACGAUGUUGCUGGAAUAUGGGGCAGAGUGUAACACAGUGACCCGUCAGGGCAUCAGCCCUUUGCAUCUCGCCGCACAGGAGGGCAGUGUAGACCUAGUGUCUCUACUGCUUAGCAAACACGCUAAUGUUAAUAUGGGCAAUAAGAAUGGUCUCACACCACUGCACCUGGCAGCACAGGAUGAUAGGGUGGGAGUGGCUGAAGUUCUGUUGAACCAUGGAGCUGAGAUUGAAGCCCAAACUAAGAGUGGAUACACUCCAAUGCACAUAGCGUGUCAUUAUGGCAACAUGAAGAUGGCCAACUUUCUGUUAGAGAAUCAGACCAGAGUCAAUGCAAAAACAAAGAAUGGUUACACUCCCCUUCACCAAGCAGCACAGCAAGGCCACACCCACAUCAUUAAUAUGCUGCUUCAAUAUGGAGCUUCAGCCAAUGAGCUCACAGCGGUAAGUACAGAGAAUGGGAACACUGCUCUCUCCAUCGCUCGGCGACUGGGAUACAUCUCUGUAGUGGACACACUAAGAGGAGUUACAGAUGAGAACCUCACUGCCACGCCUGUAAAUGAGAAACACAAGAUCAAUGUUCCGGAGACCAUGAACGAGUUCCUAGACAUGUCCGACGAUGAAGCUGUGAAAGAUCAUGAAGCCCAGGCUGAAGGGGAAGAAGGUGAGGAUGCCAUGAUCCGCGAGACUGAAAGGUAUCUUCGGCCGCAGGACCUGAAGGAAUUGGGCGAUGACUCCCUGCCGCAGGAGGGCUACAUGGGAUUCAGUAUCGGAGCCCGCUCUGCCAGCUCAGACAGGUCCAACACUCUGAACAGAAGUUCAUUUGCUCGGGACAGCAUGGUGAUUGAAGAGAUGCUGGCACCACCCACCAAAGACACGCACCUCACUGUCACUCGUGAAUACAACAGUGAGUGUAUGCGGCGAUACAGCUGGACCCCUGACACAGUGGACCACUCGCACAACACUGUGUGCAGUCCUGUGCACUCUGGGUUUCUGGUGAGUUUCAUGGUGGAUGCUCGGGGUGGGUCGAUGAGAGGAAGUCGUCAUGAUGGGAUGCGUAUAAUCAUUCCACCCAGGAAGUGCCCAGCACCGACACGGAUCACCUGCCGCUUGGCAAAGCGCCACCGCCUGGCGUACCCGCCACCUAUGGUGGAGGGGGAGGGCCUUGUUAGCAGGCUAGUGGAGGUGGGGCCAGCCGGGGCACAGUUUUUGGGGCCUGUGAUAGUAGAAAUCCCUCAUUUCGGCUCCAUGCGAGCAAAGGAGAGAGAGCUUAUCGUCCUACGCAGUGACAACGGAGAGACCUGGAAAGAACAUCAUUAUGACUGUAAAUUAGCAGAGCUCACACCUAUCCUUAAUGGAAUGGACGAGGAGCUGGACAGCCCAGCAGAGCUGGAGAAGAAACGUAUCUGCCGCAUAGUCACAAAAGAUUUCCCACAGUACUUUGCAGUGGUUUCUCGUAUCACACAAGAAAGUGAUCACAUGGGGCCGGAGGGCGGAGUCUUGAGCAGUGAGGCAGUUCCCAUGGUGAAGGCUGCCUUUCCCCAGGGAGCGCUUACUAAGAAAAUUCGUGUUGGACUACAGGCACAGCCAGUGCCAGAGGACAUGGUGUGGACCAUCAUUGGUAACAGAGCAUCCUUUAGUCCGAUUGUUACUGUGGAGCCUAGGAGGAGAAAAUUUCACAAGCCCAUCACCAUGACAAUACCUGUGCCACCCAGAUCCAAAGAGGCUGUUGCUAAUGGACGCAAAGGAGAACCUGCCCCCUGCCUUAGACUGCUUUGUAGCAUCACAGGUGGAACAUCCCCUGCCCAGUGGGAAGAUAUCACUGGGACCACUCCACUCUCCUUUGUCACAGACUGUGUGUCCUUUACCACAAAUGUGUCUGCCAGAUUUUGGUUGGCAGAUUGUCAGCAGAUCAGUGAGACGGUGGGUUUAGCAUCUCAGUUGUAUCGAGAGCUGAUCAGUGUUCCAUACCUGGCCAAAUUUGUGGUGUUCGCUAAAAUGAUCGACCCUGUCGAGUCCCGACUGCGUUGCUUCUGUAUGACUGAUGACAAAGCGGACAAAACUCUGGAGCAGCAGGAGAACUUUGAAGAGGUGGCCAGGAGCAAAGACAUUGAGAUUCUGGAGGGCAAGCCCAUUCAUGUAGAAUGUUAUGGCAACAUCUCUCCUCUGACAAAGAGUGGUCAGCAACUCAUCUUCAGCUUCUAUGCCUUCAAAGAGAACCGGCUCCCAUUCAACAUCAAGGUCAGAGACAUGGGUCAGGAACCUUGUGGGAGAAUCUCUUUCCUCCGAGAGCCCAAAACCACUACAGGCCUACCACAGAGUGCAAUUUGCAACCUCAAUUUUACACUGCCAACACACAGGAAGGAAAUGGAGUCGGAUCCUGAUGAUGAGAAUGACAAAGAUCGACGACAUACCUUUGCCUCAUUAGCAUUGCGAAAGCGCUACAGCUAUCUGGCUGACCCAGCAUCCAAAACAGCUGAAAGAGGCCAUAACACCACUCCAAAAACCACGCCGCAGCCUUCUGGCAACGCUUACAAGCCUGUCCUUACGACGCGCUCCUACCAGGCCUGGGCAACAAGCUCUCCUGUCAAUGUGCCUGGCCUGGCCAAGUCUGGAUUUGGCUCUCUCUCCAGCUCCUCAUCUAAUACCCCCUCAGCCUCUCCACUGAGGUCGGUGUGGUCUGUGAACUCCGUUUCUCCUAUCAAAUCCAUCAUUGGAGGUUCACCAGCAUCUUCCAUCAAAUCUACCAGCGAUGUUGCAUCACCAAUUCGAUCUUACAGAACCAUCUCCUCACCCAUAAAGACUGUGGUUCAAGGUGCCCAGUACCCAGUCCAAGCUUCUCCUACCCUUCUUUCCUGUCCAGGGAAAAGUGUCCCUGAUCCAGUCUCAGUUAAAGGCCUGGCAGGCCUGUCAGCCAGGACCUCUCCAGUACCAUCUGGAGGGACCUUGCUGGAAAGAUCCUCCAUUGCUAUAACCCCUCCAGCCUCACCCAAGUCUUCUCUAAACAUGUACAGCUCAAAUUUGCCCUAUAAGUCUGUUCCAACAUCAAACCCUCCAGCAACCAGCUCCCCCAUUAAAACUGUCCCAGGCUUCUCCUCUAUUAGAACCAGUGCUGAUGCUUCUGGCUCUGCUAAAGGAUUCCUGUCAUCCCUCUCCUCACCAUUGAAAUCUGCCUCAGCCACAACAGCAGCUGCCCUGAUCAAUGGAACUGUUUCCCCGAACAAAUAUCGCUCCUCCUUGCCAACAACUCAUCUUACUAGCACACUGCAGGAAAGGAUUCAAGCCACAACAAAUGCAGCAACAACAAGCGUGAAUGCUGCCUUUGAUGAAGUAGAAAAAACAUUUAAUUCCUGCUCAGCUGGCUAUGGCACUCUGAAGUCAAUGUCCUCCACUCCCUCAUCCUCUUACCAGUCUAUCCGUUCUUCUGCAUCCAGCUCAUUGUAUGCCUCCCUCAGAUCUCCCCCCAACUCUGCCACUUCAGUAACUUCCAGCACUAUAACAGUACCUGUCUAUUCCAUUAUAAAUGUCUUACCAGAACACCAGUUUAAAAAGCUCCCUGAAGUCUCUAAAUCAACAGCUGCUCUCCUUUCCCCAAGGAAGGCCAUGCCCCAAGAGGUUAAUGCCCAGACACAGUGCUCUUUUGCCAGAACUCUGUCCCCUGUCAAAACUUCCCUGUACAAGUCCCCAGGAAUGCUAAAAUCUGCUACCUCUUCAUCACCUCUGUCAAACAGCCAGGAGAUACUGAAAGAUGUGGCUGAAAUGAAGGAGGACUUAAUCAGAAUGUCUGCCCUUCUGCAAACUGAUGCAAAUUCAACCUCUAAAGGUUAUCAGUCUGACACUAAAGAACAUAAAGUGGAGGAUGAGGAGCCUUACAAGAUUGUGGAGAAAGUCAAACAAGAUCUAGUCAAAGUCAGUGAAAUUCUUAGCAAGGAUGUUUUGAGAGAGAGUGAGGCAAACAUUAAAAACAGCAAGAUAGAAGAUGUCCUGGAGAAUGACAUUGAUGAUAAUCCACAAAAUGAAUGGAGAUGCCCACCUCGAUAUGAAUCAUUAGCCCCUCAAGUCAAAACAAAAUCAGUUUCUGACAGAGAUUUUAACCUUGCAAAAGUUGUUGACUACCUAACCAAUGACAUUGGCACAAGCUCUCUUUCAAAAAUAGCAGAGGCUAAACAAAGGACAGAAGAAGCAAGAAAAGAAGGAGAGGAGAAACAAAAACGGGUCCUAAAACCUGCAAUAGCUUUACAGGAACACAAGCUCAAAAUGCCUCCAAUGAAUAUGCGUCCCUCUCCUUCAGAGAAAGAACUUUCAAAGCUAGCUGAUGCAUUGUUUGGCCCUGAAAUAGCACUGGACUCUCCAGAUGAUGUCUCCCAUGACCAAGACAAGAGUCCACUCUCAGACAGCGGGUUUGAGACUCGUAGUGAGAGAACUCCCUCGGCCCCACAAAGUGCAGAAGGUAUGGGCCCCAAAGGCCUCUUUCAGGAGAUUCCUCCAGUCAUCACUGAAACACGCACUGAGGUUGUACAUGUUAUACGAAGCUAUGAGCCUUCAGAUGAUCCUAAGGAGCCAGUAUUGGAGGAGCCUAAGAUGUCAAAACCUCUGUGGGGUGCUGAUGCUGAGCCCCGAUCACCAGGCGGGUCUAUUAAGGAAAGAGUGAAAGCUUACCAAGCUAGAGUCAAUGCAGAGGAUGAUGUGAUGGGCAAAGGAAUGCGGGUCAAAGAGGAAACUCACAUAACAACAACUACAAGAAUGGUAUACCACAAACCUCCCGCUAAAGAGGCUGGACCUGAAAGAAUGGAGGAGACCAUGUCUGUACGAGACAUAAUGAAGGCCUUCCAGUCUGGGAAGGAUCCAUCCAGGGAGUUAACAGGCCUGUUUGAGCACAAAAGAAGCAAUGAAGGGACAGAGCCUUCUUUUAGGCCUGUAGACCCAAUACCAAAAGUUGAGCGCAUCAUUGAGGUUCACAUUGAGAAAGGCAAUAAAGCUGAACCAACUGAAGUAAUUAUAAGAGAAACAAAAAAUCACCCAGAGAAAGAAAUGUACAUAUAUCAAGGCAACAGUGACAUAAAAGAACUGCAAAAUAGGAUCGGCAAUGAGCAACACGACAACAUAGAACCUGAGGAAUCACUUCCUUGUUAUCUGGACUCCAGAGUACAUAUGCCUGUCUCUUUGAUGGAUGAUAAGACCCUGAAAUUGCUUAGUCAACAGUCAGUUGAGUAUCAUGAUGAUGAGUCAUCUGAAACGAGGGGAGAGUCAUGCAAAUUUGCGGAGAAAAUGUUCCUCUCAGAAAAAUUUGACUCGUCCCAUUCAGACUCAGAUGAAUCUGUGAUUGACAGGUCUCGUUACUAUGGUGAGGGAACACAAGGUGGCUCACUUAGAGAAUUUAUGUUAAAGACUGAUAGGUCAGGUAGGUCAUCAGAAGAUGAAAGUUAUGACAAACUCACUCUAUUGCAGUAUGCCUCUGAUCCUGAUAGUCCAAAAAAGUCUAUCUGGAUGAAAGUUUCUGAAGACAGACAGAGUAAAAACAGAGAGAAGCAUAAAUAUGAGGACAGAGUAGAUAGAACUGUAAAAGAGGCUGAGGAAAAACUAAGUGAAGUCUCACAGUUCUUUCGUGAUAAAACUGAGAAACUGAACGAUGAGCUUCAGUCCCCUGAGAAGAAGCAUCGCAGGCAAGAUGCAAGAGAGACUCGUUCUGGGCCUAGCUCAACUUGCAGUAGCCCAGAGAGGUCAGUGCACAAGAAUGGAGUGACUGGAGAGGACUGGAGCAGAGACAGGUUUAGGGAUAAGUACGGUUCUCAUGACAGAAAAUGUGCCAGCCUACCAAGCAGCCCUGAAAGGCGGGUUUUGCUUCAAUACAGUGAUGACCCAAAAAGGGGGGACUGCUCAUCCGGAAGCAGUGCAAGUGAAUCCUCUAAAUAUUUCCAACCCUCAACAUCUAAAGUUAGCUCAGUCAGAAUGAAAUUUGAAUCAGAGGCCCAGAAACAAGAUAAAGGGGGUCAGUGGGGUCAAACGUCAGGAUCCCCAGUGAGAAAGCUGCAGGAAAGUAAACUGCCUGUUUAUCAAGUUUUUGCUGGGGGGAAUCUCCCUAAGUCAACAGAGUUGUCUGAAAGUGAGAGAAGCUCUAAGAAAGAUGGAAACAGACAGAAAAAUAGAUCAGAUAUCUCUUCACCAAAACAUCACCAAAAUGUAUAUAGCAAAGAAGAAGUUGUCAGCGAAGACAGGAAAAUAGUAAAAACCUGGGAAAAUCAUGGCAAUGGGCAACUAAAACCUCAUAAAACAAAGCACACCCAUACCCUAGAGCAUGAUAAGCAAAAGGAUGACUCACAGAAUGAGCAACACUCAUUCAGAAAUGGAAACACCACAAAGGAAGAAACAACUAAAAAGAUCAUUUAUACAGAGCUGGUAAUUCAAGAAAAAUCUAGUAAUACUGAAAAAAGCAAUGGUGCUCUAAAAAAAAACUUGGAAUCACAAAUUCCUGUAAGGGUCUCAUCUAGUUUUAUAGACCAUCAUCAAAAUAGCACUUUAAAUUUAGAUUAUUCCACAAAAUCUGAAAGAACAGGGUCUCACUUAGGCAGAAACACAAAAACUAUUUCUGGUGCUAACAAAUCACCUAGUGAUGUGUCCUCAGUAAUGAACUCAGAUUCCAACAGGCAGAUUGCUAAUUUAGUGUGUAAUGGUGUUGAUGCUAACCAAGUUGAUUAUAUUGAACAAGUGACCCCAGGUGUCACUGCAAACAUUAAACCUCUCCCAGUUUAUGUCAGCAUUCAAGUAGGUAAACAGUAUGAGAACGAGACUGCUACUGGGCAACUGAGCACUUACAAGAAAGUAGUAAGCCAUGAGAGCCGGACAGUACAUGACACACGCGGAGCAUUCUAUACUAUCAAACAGAAACAGCCACCAUCCCCACAGGGCAGCCCUGAAGAUGACACACUAGAGCAGGUAACGUUUAUGGACAGUUCAGGAAAAAGUCAGGUAACACCUGAGACGCCUACCUCUGAGGAGGUCAGCUACGACCUGAACUCCAGAGCUCCUGACUCCAUCAUUGGUUCCAUGACUGGAAUGCCUAGCCCAAUCCCAGAGGAGUCAGAGGAAGAGGAGCAGCCAAAGACAUUCAUUUUCAAGGAAUUACCAGCAGAUAAAACCAAACCCAACACCCAAUCAUCAGAGCCUUCAAAAAGAAAACAAGACUCAUCUGGAAAAAGGUCAAAAGACAAGCGCAUAGCUUACAUUGAGUUCCCACCACCACCACCUUUAGAAAGUGAGCAAGCUAACUUUGAAAAGAAGGGGUCAUGCCCUUCCUCUGAAGCAGAAACCGAGAUGAUGGAGGUAAACCUCCAAGAGGAGCAUGACAGGCAUUUCCUUGCGGAGCCAAUAAUCAGAGUUCAGCCUCCCUCCCCUCUCCCUCCUGGAGCUGACAACAGUGACUCUAGUGAUGAUGAAUCAGUUUUUCAGCCUGCCCCCCUCAAAAAAUACACCUUCAAAAUGACUGAGGAGGGUGAGAAACAUGUCAACCCUAGAAAACCAGAGAGAAACAGCUCACACCAGGACUCAGGCAUCAAUGACAUUUUAAAAGGAGAAGAGGUAGAAUGUGAACAGAAUGGAAAUGAUCAGUCUAUCAGUGAUUGUUCUAUAGCAACAACUGCUGAAUUUUCCCAUGAUACAGAUGCUACUGAGAUAGAUUCUCUUGAUGGGUAUGACCUACAAGAUGAGGACGAUGGGCUGAGUGACCCUAAAACAUCAAGCCUAUCAAAUGAGGGAAAAGCAGGUGAUCGUUCCUUUAGCCAGAGCAAACUUGAAGUGAUUGAAGAGGAGAGCACUCAAAAUGAGGAAUCAGGGGAAAAGGAAAAAACUAAAAGAUCAUCUGGGAAAAAAUUAGACAAUGGGAAAGAUCAGGAGAAAAUAUAUUCCUUGGAGGGAAGACACCCUGAUAGACAAGGUUUUACAGAAAAUUAUUUUAACUGCCAAUUAGAGGAGGGCAUAAACACUACCUUUAAAACUGUGACCACUAAAGGCUUAGAUUUUGAUCCGUGGUCUGGUAAAGUGGAAGAGGAGGGAGCGUUUGAGACUAAAAACAAAGAUGAAGAUCCAAAACCCUGUGCUUUGUCAGUGGAUGACAAAUCACAAGCAACCACGCCGGAUACCACUCCAGCAAGAACCCCAACAGAUGAGAGUACCCCAACUAGUGAGCCCAACCCUUUCCCCUUCCACGAGGGCAAGAUGUUUGAGAUGACCCGCAGUGGUGCUAUUGACAUGAGCAAGAGGGACUUUGUUGAAGAGAGACUUCAGUUUUUCCAGAUUGGUGAGCAUACUUCAGAUGGGCAGUCAGGGGACAAGGGGAAAGGGGGCAGGAAUGCAGGGGUAGUUGCCUCUCACUCAAAGGCAGGGGAAAGAGCUGUAGAGGGGAAGGUAGAGGCAACCACAGACAUAACACCAUCCAGAGGCUGCACAGCCCAGGGCAGCACUGAUUGCCUGGACGCACCUCCAUCCGCUGACACCACCUCAUGCACUGUCACAACCUCCAAGGUCGACCCCAAAUUACGCACCCCCAUUAAGAUGGGCAUCGCUGCUUCCAUUACUAUAAAGAAAGACACUGGCUCAGCUGAACUGACUGAUGUUAAGGCUGAGUCUUCAGACAGUCAGAUGGUGGAUUACAUUAGCAUGGAGUCACAAUUAGCAGAGAGUCACUUUGAUAACCGGUGCACUGACACUUCCCCAACUGGCAGGAAAGAUUACCCCUCAGAAAACUGCAAUAACAACAAUAAUUUAGAGUCAUCCAAUGUCCAGGCCAACUACAUCCAGUGUGGUAGUGUAGUAUUCAAUUUGCAAUCAUCUUCCGAACCCACUUUACAGAAAGCUAGUAGAAUAGAGGCUCAGUUCUGUAAGGAGUCUGUUGAGAGAGCAGAGCAAUCUAGCACUCAGAGUCAACAGAGUAAAAUGGUCUUAGAGAACAGGCACCUCAAGUCCAGGCUCCCAGUCAAGGCAACAGGGUUCAGUUUUAACACACACAAUUCAGGAAAGCACAAACCUCAGCAGGUUGUUAGGCCAGAGGCAAGGAAAGUGGAUCUUACUCCCAUAGCGACUGAGCCCAAAUCUAGGAUUCCCAUAAAGGACGUCAAAAAGAAUUGUGCAGGAAACUCAGCUGUUACGGCUCAGGUUGUUCCAAGGUCAAAUAAGCCCAUCGAGUCAGAGAGAUCAGUCAGACCGGUAGUUCCUUCAAGGCUGCCAUUCAAAGACAGGGUAUCUAGUGGUUCAGAGGCAGGUAAAGCCAACCUUAGUGAAGUGUGUAGGCAGUCUAUUGAGUUCUUAAAGAAUGUUAGCGGUGAAGCAAUAAAGGUGGCCGAACGACUUUCAGACGAGGAGAAACAGACGCAGGGAGAGCAGUCGGAGGAGGACAGCAGCACAUCACGAAGCACCUCAAUAUCGGACCCCUCUCAGUCCCAGCACUCCCUCUCCACUGGCUCCUCCCGAGGGGUCACACCCUCUAGGAUAAAGGUCACAAGGGCGGCGGGCAGUGAGAGACGGAGGAGUAGGCGGACUGGAGGAGGGAAGGAGGGCAAUAAGAAUGAAGGGGCCCGCAGGUCGCCCCCCGUCGCGGAGAUCAAGCCUAGUCCACAGAGUCCCUGUGAGAGAACAGACCUUCGCAUGGCCAUUGUGGCUGAUCACCUGGGACUGAGCUGGACAGAGCUUGCUCGGGAGAUGAAUUUUUCUGUGGAUGAGAUAAACCACAUUCGCACAGAGAACCCAAAUUCUCUCACAGCCCAGAGCUUUAUGCUCCUCAAGAAGUGGGUCAGUCGAGAUGGGAAAAACGCCACGACGGAUGCACUGACGGUGGUCUUGACUAAAGUGAACCGGAUGGAUAUUGUGACACUGCUGGAAGGUCCCAUAUUUGACUAUGGUAACAUUUCAGGCACCAGAAGUUUUGCAGAUGAUAGCGCUGUGUACCAGGAAAAGGCGGAUGGUUACCACAACACCCUGGCUCAACUGCAGUCAACUACCAACCCCACCCCCACCAAACCCCCUACCUGUCCUUCUAUGUCUGUUGACCUCAGACCCAUCCUAGAUCUGCCCCUUGACCCUCCCCCUUAUUGCCCUUCCUGGGGGCAAGAACGGAACAGCAAGGAAGAGUCUGUCAGAAUCACCCCAUUCAGACCCUGUGACUUACCCCUGUUGCAACCCAUAAACAACCGUAACACUCACUCUGAAACAUUUGUAGAAAUACAAACAUAUUCUGAGACCUACACUCAACCACACACACUCUCUGAGAUUUUAUCUGAUCCUCACUCACACUCUCAGCUCCCUCACGACAACCAUAAACACACAACUCAACUUUCAGCUGACACGCAUACACUCGCCCAGGUUUAUCCACUGCUCCCAUCUCAACCAAACCCUGCUGAACCUCUUCGUAACCCCUCAGCCCCUAUGCCACCCCAGUCCUCUGCAAACACAGACCCAUCUCUAAUCAAGCAGGACCAUCCAAUACAGGGCUACCAGGGGUUUCAAGACAAGGAACAGAGAGAAGAAAAUGAGGUGGGGAAAGAGAAAAUAGAAUCUUUUCACUCCCAACAGAACUCAUCCCUUCCAGUGGAACAAAGUGACCUAACACUACAUGGAAAAGAGGAGAGCAAGAAUCCAUCAUCAUCAUUACUACCAUCACCAUUAGAAGAAACUGAGGUUAAUAUGAGAGGACAGGAGAGAAUGUUCUUAAAGGAGGUCCAAGGUCAGGAUAAGUGUAAUCUCCCUUUGCGACCCUGGGCAGAGGUCCUGAGGGAGUCUGACUCAGGAGGAGAGGAUGAGGAGGAAUGUGAAAAGAGACAGGAGCGACUGGAGGUGUCAGGAGGCAACAUCGAAGAGAGCGAGAGGGAAGUGAAUGAGAAAGGGAGUGAGAUAGUAAGAGGUGUUGAACAAAUUGAGUCUGAGUUGUGCUCGUUCUCCACAGGCUGGCUCAUUGAGACUGCCAACAUUAAUGUAGAACCGCCCACUUCAGGGCGGAGUCUCAGCUCUGACCACAUGGACAGACAGGACAACAGUCAAGAGAACUCCAGUGACUCUGUGACAUCGUCAUCUAGAGGGGAUUCAGGAAGACCUCGACAAAACGGUGAGCACUCCGGCACCAUGCCCUACAGUUCAGUGUCUCAGGAAUCAGCCAAUGGAGUGAAGGCAAGGGCGGGAAAACAAGAAGGAGCUCUGAUUGUUGAGCACAAAGUCCAACAGCGUUCAUCAACAGAGAGCGGCCUGGAUGAAGAGCGCACUGUCACCACCAAAGUGUUCCGUAGACGUCUCAUUCUCAAGGGAGAGGAGGCACGAAACAUUCCUGGCGAGUCAGUUUCGGAGGAACAGUUUAUUGAUGAAGAUGGAAACAUCAUCACCAGAAAAGUCAUUCGAAAGGUGAUUUGCUGUGUGGAUACACCUACUCCAGUAUACCAGGGCUUGGUGAGUGGCACAGGGUCACAGGGAGACCCUGAUUGCCCUCUUAGUGCUGCCACUCUGGGGAAGAGCCACGGCCCCCUAGUCCCUGACAUCCAAACCCACCCUGCUGCACAUGCUGAGGGAGAAGUUUCCAAGGUGAGGAAAAAGGAAGAAAAGCGAUCAUCAGAGAGAAAGCAUCGUUCAUAGAUUUGGCCUCACAAUUACAGCCAGGUUUGCAGGUAUAUUUUGAACUGUGUCCUGAGAGGCAGGGCCACAAGAGCUAAACAGAGACAUCUGGCCCCAAAAAACCCAUCUACAGCUUCCACUCUGAAAUGCAUGGUCUUCAAAAAGACAAAACUUUGACCUACCAGCUUGCGCAUGAGCAUGCAUCUCACUCUCUGCGGACACAUUUCCUGUUCCAAGGGGGUUUUGGUGAAUUCUACUUCCUGUUCGAGCUGGGUCCCGUUGAAUUCUUCUUCCUCUCUGUUUUGGAUCCCAUGUAAUUCUUCUUUCUGUUUCUGGGGACCUAUGAGGUUACACUACAUUCUUCUUGAGCGUUACAACCUGUGCUGAUGUGGACCAACAGGAAAUCUGACACUUUUGUGCCAUGAAUAUCAGAUGAAUAUAAGGGCAGUUUUAAAAUAUCCCUUAAACUCCAAGCUGGGGAAAAAAACAAAAACAACAGUAACAUACACUCAUUUCUCUGUGACCAAAGAUGGCACGAAAGCUCUAGGAGGGAAAAAAAUAUUCGCCUUACACAUUACCGUGGACCCAUGACAUUAGGAGAAGGAUCCCUGUGUUUUGUUUUUUUGUUUUUAAAGCAAAAAUAAACUAUGUGGUGGACUUUUCUGUACAUAAAUUACAUUAUGUAAAAAAUACAAUUUAGCAGUUAGAUUUGGAAAGAGCACUGCAAAAAUACACUUUACAAGUGCUUUCAACAUUUUAAAGACAGUUUGAGUGUAGCUUCACAUGCUCUUGUAUAGAUAAUUAUUAUAGCAGGUAUGUUUGUAUAUGAGUGAAGUUAGUUCAGUUUUCAGGGGACAUUUCCUUCCUUGAAAUCCUCUGCGAAUUACAGCGAUUCCCAAAAUGGGAAUUUAUCAAGUUCUGUGAAAAAAGUCAUUCAGAGGACUAAUAUUUUGAUGCAUGUAGUUCACCUUAUUUUAGGAACCUUUUUUCUAAGUUUGCAAAGCACUGUAUUUAAAAGACAAAUAAGAAAAUACUUUUUCUUGCAUACACAUACAACCCUAACAUGUCUCACCUUUUUAUACUCCAAAAUGUUACCCUAAAAGCAUCCAUAUUGUAGAAAUGAUUAAGUGUGAAAAGCUCUUAACAGAUUGCUUCCUUAGGAGUUCAGUGUAGUGUCUGUUAUCCUCCGUGUGGAACAGCGUCUGCUGAUGUUAGCCUGAACGCUGCAAGUAAGAGGUGUUCAGAAUGUUAAUGCUAGUAAUCAGCCUCUCUGUUCAACUUUCACUGUAUCAUGUGUAGUGGCUGUACAGCAUAGAGGUCUCUCUCUGUCUUAAGGCUAUUUGUAGUCAUUAUUGGAAUGUCUUCAUACAUUUGCCCUUGUUUUCUUUUGACUGCUGAGGUUUUAAAAUAAAAUUUUGGCAUUUUGUUUCAGGUUAGGUGAAUAUUUAAUAUUUUCAUCUGGAGUCACACAUACUUGUAUGGGUCGUCUUUAGACCUUUAUUGUCAAAUUAUUGGCUUAUGUAUUACAAAUGACAUACAAUGGAUGAACAUUAUAAUUUUUAGUAUUACAAGAAAAAUUUUCCAAUUAUAAAACUGUGUGAUAUAUUUUAGACCAGAGAGUCAAUAUGUUGCAGAGUUCUGCAUCGCUUUUGAUAAUAUACAAUUUUUCUUUAGAGAUUGUUUGUUUUGUUUUCUUUCAAUAGUGUUAGUCUUAUUAGCUUGUGGUGUGUAUGGUGUGAAAUAUCGUUUUGUGUGCUGAACUUUGCUAUGGACAUGAGAUCUCCUGAGAGACUUUAUAAGGAAACUAUGUCAUGGUGGGGUGUGGUUCUGCUUCCCUGUUACAUGUCAAUCAAACUGUGGGAGGGGCCUGGCAUGGUCCAAUCAGUUGACUUUGUUUGAUAUAAUUGUUUUCACCUGAGCAAAAUUUUUGAUGUACAAUUCUUACAAGUGAAGCCAUUUAAAUGUAACUAUAAUAGCACUUUGGUUAUUGGAGGUCUUCUCUUUUAGAAACUAGCAGCUAUGAUGCCACCAUAAUGUUUCAAAUGUCUGACAAAUAUCUGAUUUAAAAAUGAAAUAAACGCAUUGAUUUUGCAAACCUA